AAGCUGUACAAAAUAUAGUAUAUAUGCGCAAUAUUGAAGCGUUCAAGGGGAUAUAAAGGUAAUGUACAUCACAUACACGUGUACUCUCAUGCAACAAAAUACAAUUAGAUUUAAUAGUAUAAGCUCUUUUAUUCAUCAUAAGAGAUUGGAAAUUUAAGUGUCUUACGAGGGUGAGUAAAAAGUUACCCGCUCUGUCGGUGUAGAAUUUAUUUUAAGCAAUUGUCAAAAAAGACAUACAUCAUUUUUUGACAUAAUCACUCGAUUUCUGUAUACACUUUGUCCAUUUGCCGAAGGACCUUUAUAUUUUCUCAUUAAAAAAUGUUUUGGGCUGAGCUGCGAACCACGAAUGCAUCGUCGUCUUCACCUUUUCAUCAGCUUUUUCGGCAUCCAUCUCGCACAAACUUUUUAAAAUCCAAAUCUGUCGUGCACUAUUGCAUAAGCAGAGCCGUGGCUGAUUUGCAAAUGAUUUGCCACAUUAUCCAGUGUCACUCGUCUAUUCCAUAGAGCAUAAGUUCAUGAGCACGUUCAAUGUUGUCAUCGUGGAUGUGGACGGGCGUCCAGCUGUUUUUUCAUAACACUUGUGCGAUCUUCUUUGAACUUUUGUGCCCAUUCAAACACACUUCGUGACAAAACACUUUCUCCAUAAUGUGCAUUAAAUCUUUGAUAAAUAUAGGCAUCAAACAUAACCUCCGACCACAAGAAACGAAUCACAGCAUCCUGCACUGUUUUCCUGCAAAUCACCAUUGCAAAGCGCCAUUACUCGCGCAACGGUCACAAACGAAUUGACGUAACACAAAGAAACCUGCGCAGCAGCACUGAACAGAUAUUGACGUCAUACGAAGAGUGCAGAUGGAUCAAUACGGUCGACAGAAGUUUUAUAUAUCUGGAGUGCGGAUAAAUUUUUACUGAGAGUCGUAUAGGAAUCUAUAAUCUAGUACUUUCGAAAAUACGCCGAGAGUAUUCCUGAUGGUGAAACGAGCGUUGCUUCAUCGAACGCAGCUAAAGAAAACAACAUCUAUGUAGUUGGUGGUACGAUGCCUGAAAUAGAGGGCGAUAAAUUGUACAAUACCUGUACUAUUUGGGGUCCCGAUGGAACUUUGAUAGCAAAACACCGAAAGGUACAUCUAUUCGACAUCGACAUUCCUAAUAAGAUUACUUUUCGAGAGAGUGAUUCACUCAGUCCUGGUAACUCCCUAACGACGUUCGAUGUGAAGGGCUGCAAAAUAGGUAUUGGCAUUUGCUGUGAUAUUAGAUUCGAGGAAAUGGCACGCAUUUAUCGGAACAAAGGUUGCCAAAUGCUGAUAUAUCCAGCGGCAUUCAAUAUGACCACUGGACCACUGCACUGGUCAUUACUUCAGCGUUCCAGAGCGAAUGAUAAUCAAUUAUACGUUGCCUGCAUAUCACCGGCUCGUGUUCCUUAAGCAAGUUACGUCGCAUGGGGACAUACACAGUUGACCAAUCCCUGGGGAAAGAUUCUUUACGAUUUGGAAACUCAAGAGAAUAUGGCAGUCACCGAUAUCAAAAAAAAAAGAAAAAAAAAAAAAGAAAAAAAAAUUUCAACAAAUAAAUAAAUAAAAAAAAAAGUCACCGAUAUCGGUAAUUUACAGCUUAAAAUUAAAAGCGAGAGAUCCAUGAUGUAAUUAAUUUUUAGUCUCGUUAAUUUAUCGAUUUAGCCAUCUUCCUCUGUAUUUGUUGAAUUUAUUAGUAAGCAUUACUUAUUACUUCGUAUGUUUCUUUUUUCUAUCAGAUCUAAAAGUUGUUGAGGAAGUAAGGGCUCAGAUACCUACAUUUUCUCAGAGACGUACAGAUUUGUACGACACUGUCUGUAAGAAGGAGUAACUCUACACUAAAACAGAAAAUGUUUUUUUAUAAUAUUUCUACUACGAUAUCCUUUUUUGUGAAUUAUUACUAAUUUCUUAUCAUCCAUUUCUUGUAAAUAUAUUAUAUCACGAUAUUACAGAUAUAUACAUAGAUAUACACGUUAAUUAAAUCCUCUAUAUGGUAUUUUUAUAUCAGUGUCAUAAACAUUGUAAACCGAAAAUCUUCUAUUACACGCGUACAUAUACAGUCAAUAUUAUUGUUACAUAUAGUGAUACAUACGUUGAUCCACACAUUAAUUAAAUCCUCUAUAUGCUAUUUCUACUUUGCUAUCUUGAAUAGAUAAAUAACAUGUCGCUUCCA
Molecule: messenger RNA, 2181 nt
Organism: Bombus huntii
Lineage: Eukaryota; Metazoa; Arthropoda; Insecta; Hymenoptera; Apidae
Product: omega-amidase NIT2-A-like
Exons: 4
Coding region: 1035-1421 (128 amino acids)
Biological process (GO): oxaloacetate metabolic process; L-glutamine metabolic process
Cellular component (GO): mitochondrion
Molecular function (GO): omega-amidase activity
Source: RefSeq, a predicted model, not a curated record